UCUCAGGAGUAGAAUUUCACUUCCUGUGUCUCUCAGGUGAGUCACCUGGGCAAAUGUCGUCGAUCGCUCGGUUUUAUGUCGACAUCAAAUGGGCUGUUCUCUGGUGAGAGUUUCACUGUAGUAAAGAUCCGCCUCGAGAGCAUUUGGAGAAGUCCUGAACUAUUUCUGGGUGCAAAGCAGUAGCUGAAGAUUUAUAUUAGAAGUGUUUCGCCCCACUGAGGCCUAAACACCUUGAAGGAAUCGUCUACUUUAAUAAUAGGCGGUGUUGUUACUUUCGUAUAAACAGGAGAUCAGUGGAUUAUUCGUUUGGGUUACAGGACUAAAAUGAAUUCCCUCCCUAAAGGACACCUGGCAGGGUGUGUGCUCCUGCUGCUGGUGUUUCUCCUGGACUCCACUUUUGGCCAGGCCGGCGAGCAAUGUCUAGCCCAAUUCAAGAGGGGCAAGGAGGAUUUUGUCCUCGAUGGCGACGAGUCUGUGAAAGACGGAGCCACGUUCAUUUCGUCGCCCCAAUUAACUCGAUACAGGGACUGCGUGAGCGCGUGCUGCAAAGAGCCGGAGUGCAAUGUCGCCUUCAUGGAGAGAGGAUCCGAGGAAGGCUUGAUCAAAUCCUGCUUUCUCUUUAACUGUGUGUACAAGAAGAAAUACGCCUGCCGCUUUGUCAGGAAACAAGGAUACAGCAGUUACAUCCUGGACUCCGUUUAUGAUAGCUACCUGGAACGGGAUGUCCCCACCAAUACUGCCGAUCAGCCACCGACUGCCAACGGAGGUCAGGACCUGGUGGUCCAGCCUCAGGAUACCGUGACACUGAAUGGCGUAGAGAGCAAAGACGACCAGGGGAUUGUGACCUACCAGUGGCAAAUUCUCACCGCAUAUCCUGAUGCUGUCAUUGAGAAAACCAACUUUGACGACCAGAUUAUGGUGUCCAACCUGACAUCUGGGGUGUACAAGUUCCAGCUGACCGUCACAGACGCGAUCGGCCAAUCAGACUCCACCAAGGUCACCGUCCUGGUCCUCACUCCAGAGCAGUCUGAGCACCACUGCAUGGCUCCAAAGAAGAUAGGGCCGUGUCGUGGGCUCUUCCCUCGCUGGCAUUACAACGGUGCCUCAGAACAGUGUGAGGCGUUCAACUUUGGGGGCUGCAGGGAAAAUCAAAACAACUAUCUCUCCAAGGAUGAGUGCAUGAUCGCCUGUGCCAGCUCAGAAAAAGGUGGUAAAUCUGGUAGACUUUUGCCAAUUCCCCCAACUCAAGGAGAAAGAUGUGGUGAUAGUCCGUGUGCAGCAGAGGAUUUCACGUGUGAAAACGGCUGCUGUUUGGAUCGGGGUCUGGAGUGUGACUCAACCCCACAAUGUUCCGACAACUCGGAUGAGAAACACUGCGCAGAAUACGACAAAAACUUUCGGAUUCUGUUGGAGAUCCCAGUGAAUGAACAAAAAGUGCGCUGCACAGAGCUCCCUGACACAGGGAACUGCAGGGACAGUCUCACCAAGUGGUACUACAACCCCCUCCACAAGGACUGCUUCCGCUUCAACUACGGAGGCUGCCCAGGGAAUGACAACAGAUUUGACUCUAAGGAGACCUGUGCGAGAGUUUGCCAUGGAGUAACAGAGAAGGACAUUUUUGCAAGAAAUGAUGGAUUUAAAAGGAGGAUUUCUGAAGGCCAAACAGGUAUUAUAGCGAUAGCUGCCCUGCUGGGUGUAGCGAUCUUUGUUCUUCUAUGCGUCCUGCUGUACUGCCUCUGUAGAGGAAAGAAGAAGGCGGUACAACACCACCGGGUGCCCGUCAACACCGUCCCGAUCAGCUUGGAGGACAGAGAGCGUCUCGUCUACAACAGCACCACCAAGCCCAUCUGACCCCUCAGUUCCCCCCUUGGUGGUGAAUGACACAGGUUAACAAACCCAGAUUGAUGAAAGACUAGACAAUAACCCUUGAUUUAGUAAGAAUUCUGGAGGUGAUCUGUUUAUAUUUUGUCCAUAUUUGGUUUGUAAGGGUGAUACACAUGGAAGGAAGGAACGUCUUAAAGAAUAAAAUGUGAUGUGUUAUAUUUGAAUUUGUAGCUUGUUUUUAAUGCAGUGGCAUGUUUAAAGGAAUUGUUGUAUGUCAGUUUGUACUCAGGUUAACAUAAAAGGAUGUUUUCUUCUGUUCUAUUUGAUUCCAUUAACAAUCUCAUAACUCUUAGCGAACAGCUUUUAAAAAUAAAGUCAGUUAAGAAAAGGAGGAAACAUCACCUGGUCUAUUUUUAGCCACUGCUUCAACGUAAGAGUUUCAGAUUUUUUUCUUAAAAAUUAGCUCUGGACUUUAUGAUAAAUGAAAUGUAAUCGGUGAUCCCUUCAGUGUCCUGCACCUCCAGCUUCCCAUUGUUACAUCGUAUUACACAUACUUGCGUAAUGUUGUACAUAAACAAAUCAUUUUGAGAAUAACAUUUGACCGGAAAAAAGGUAUUUCUCACUUAUGUUUUAGGAAUUUUUA
Gymnodraco acuticeps is the source of this 2467-nucleotide messenger RNA. It is a transcript of the gene spint1a, whose product is annotated as serine peptidase inhibitor, Kunitz type 1 a. Lineage: Eukaryota; Metazoa; Chordata; Actinopteri; Perciformes; Bathydraconidae. Gene Ontology annotation, molecular function: serine-type endopeptidase inhibitor activity; protein binding. The transcript has 10 exons. The coding region runs from base 325 to 1851 and encodes 508 amino acids. The record is from RefSeq and is a predicted model, not a curated record.